AUGGCGAGCAGGCGCAGCAGUGGUGGACGAGGUGGUGGUGAAGAGCCGCACGAAGGGCAACAACAGCAACGACAACAGCAACAGCAGCAACAGCAAGAGAGGCACACAAGACGAGAAGCAGGAAGGCAACACCACGCUCACAGAGUCAUGCACCAACAGGCCGAGGGGGCCGAGGAGACACCCCCGCCAAGGAUUGUGACACGCUCACGAGCAGCAGGCCGGUCGUCUUCAACGGCAACAACGGCAACAACAGCAACAACGGCAACAGCGGCAAGAACAACCAGGUCGAGGGGUGCAACAACGGCGCCAACAACAACAACGACAACGACAACAGGGUCGUCUCCGCGAAAGAAGAGUGGAACCAGCGGCACAACACGGCGCUCAAGCGCCUCCGGUGCUGCCACUCGCCGCAAGACGCGCUCGUCAGCCUCCGCUGCAACCACGCCAGAGGGUUCCUCGUCCCAGUCGGCUAGCUCAGGCGCCGCAGGCACGCAGCGCAAGCGCUCAUCCACGAAAACAAGAACGGCAUCAAAACCAUCGGCAGUAGCUUCGCCGUCGUCGGCCUCAUCGUCACCCGCCACCCGGAAAGAGGUUGGGGUUGGUGCCAAGAAGAGGACUGCCUCUGCACGCAGCAAGGCGCCCGAACCAACCGCUUCAACACCAUCACCGCGAACGAGACUCCCGCGCCGCGCGCGUGCUCGUGAGCGAUUCGGCGAUGAGAGCAUGCACGAUGACGAUGACGGUGAUGAUGGUGAUGAUGAGGAUGAGGCUCAGGAUGACGAGCGUGGUGAUGGCGGCAACCAUUCCGACGAGGACAUGGACCUGGAUGACAGCGACAUUGAUAAUGGCGCCGAAGCAGCCCACGUCUCACGUGCACAGCGGUUGCCUUCCCCUCCAGCACCGGCUGCAUCAGCUGUGACAGCACCAACAGCAACAACAAGAACAGCACCUAGGGCGACAGCGACAGCGCAAGCGCCCACGGCGCGUGAUCCAGCCAACACGUCCGUGAGGACAAGUGCAGCGUCAGGCACUGCGAGCAUGCAUGCGCCACCGCCUGAGGAGCAGCAUGCGUUGCUGUUGGACGUCGCAUUCCAGUGCAGUCAGCGUGGUCUUGUCCUCGGCAGCCAAUGGCUGUUGGAGCUGGCGGCGUCGCUGCCGUGCGAAGAGGCAAGCUACUUGCCCACCAUCACCAUCAAGGAUCUCGAUCCCAAAGAAACCGGCACCUACUUCCUGGCCAAGUCCUUCUUUGACACGAGCGAGUUCAAGCGCUGCGCGCAUGCGCUUUCCAACUGCACCUCGCUUUCCGCCGUCUUCCUCCGCCUCUACGCCAUCUACCUCGCUGGCGAGCAACAGAAGGAGGAAGAACAGCCAAACGUGCUUGAAUAUGCCGCAUCACACGCCGCAAACAAGAACUUGCAGUCCAUUCGAACGCAGAUUGAGCAACGGCUGGCGCGGCGGCGGCCGUGUGGACCGUUCCUCCACUACCUCAUGGGCAUUGUCCUGCGCGAUAUGGGCCUGGUUGAGAAGGCGUGCUCGCACCUCAUCAAGGCUGUGAACGCCCAACCGCUGCUGUGGUCCGCCUGGUUCGCCCUCGCCUCCCUCUGCAAGGACAAGUCGCACGUCAACGCCUUGAAUGCCGUUCUUCCGGAUCACUGGAUCAAACGCCAUUUCCACGCGCACGUUGCGCUGGAGCUGCGCCUCGACAUGGAGGCGCUGGAGUUGUACGAAUCGCUCGAGCAAUCGUAUCCCCGCUCGUCAACAAUUGCUGCGCAAAUCGCCACCGCGUACCACAACCUCAGAGACGUUGACAUGGCUGAAGACUACUUUACACGCGUCGAGACACUGGAUCCAUACCGCCUCGACCACGUCGACACGUAUUCAAACGUGCUCUAUCUCCAAGAGAACGUUGCAGAGCUGAGUCGGCUGACCCAUCAUGUUGCUGCCAUCGACAAGUACCGGCCAGAAACUUGCUGCGUGAUAGGCAACUACUACAGCCGCCGAGAACACAGCGCCAAGGCCGAAAUCUACUUCAGACGCGCCCUCAAACUUGAUCGCACAUGCCUCUCUGCAUGGACGCUGCUUGGGCACGAGUACAUUGAACUGCACAAUGCGCCCGCAGCCAUUGUUGCCCUGCGUCGCGCUGUCGACAUCAACCCACGCGACUAUCGCGGCUGGUCCAACCUUGGAUAUGCGUACGACCUGCUCAAGAUGCCAAUGUAUUCUCUAUACUAUUACAAGCGCGCCCUCCGCCUCAGGCCGUAUGACCGGCGCAUCUGGGACGCGCUUGCGGGGGUGUACCAGGCGCUGCAGCACUAUGGGCAGGCGAUCAAGUGCCUGGAGAACAUUCUCUCGUUCAACGAGGAUGACGUCACGGUGUUGCAUCGCAUUGCAAAGAUCUACAGAGACGAUGUCUUCAACCCAGACAAGGCUGCCUUCUACUAUCUGAAGACGAUAUCGCUUGACGACACGGGCAACAUCAUCAUCAGCGACGAGAACAUUCUGGAGGCGUGCGAGUUCCUGAGCGACUACUUUAUGCGGCGCAAGGACCGCGAGCAGGUUGAGAAGUACGCAAACGUCCUCAUCUCCUACGGCGGCAAGCCGAAGCAGCGUGCAAAGGAGCUGCUGCGGCAGCUGCACGAGGGCGGGCGCGCCGAUCGCAGUCAGGCGGGCGGUGCAGGUGGUGUGCACACGACGCUGCAGACAUCAUCGUUGACCCAUCCCUUCCGCGCAGAGGACUUGAUCCGGUCACCCGUAGGCAUAGCAGCCACACCCCAGCAGCAAGAGCAACAACAGCAGCAGCAGCGUGGCAUAAAUGCACCGUUCCUGCAGCUCACAACCCCGACCGCUGGUGGCAGCAGGGAUGGUGGUGGUGGUGGUGGUGGUGGUGGAGAUGACGAUGAUGACGAUAUGGACCUCGACAUCUCCACCGAGGACAUGUCUGAUUGA
This is a messenger RNA of Salpingoeca rosetta, 2946 nucleotides long. RefSeq lists its product as uncharacterized. Gene Ontology annotation, biological process: cell division. The record is from RefSeq and is a predicted model, not a curated record. Gene Ontology annotation, cellular component: anaphase-promoting complex. The transcript has 16 exons. The coding region runs from base 1 to 2946 and encodes 981 amino acids. Gene Ontology annotation, molecular function: protein binding. Lineage: Eukaryota; Choanoflagellata; Craspedida; Salpingoecidae.